Mangifera indica (mango) is the source of this 1263-nucleotide messenger RNA. Its product is annotated as deoxypodophyllotoxin synthase-like. Gene Ontology annotation, molecular function: dioxygenase activity. The transcript has 3 exons. Bases 131 to 1084 code for a protein of 317 amino acids. The record is from RefSeq and is a predicted model, not a curated record. NCBI's taxonomy places the organism in Eukaryota, Viridiplantae, Streptophyta, Magnoliopsida, Sapindales, Anacardiaceae.
AUCAAAAACAAUCCAGAAGAAAUUAAUAAAGCAAAACUUGUAGAUUUGGUUAAGCUCAAAUUAUCCUUUUAGAAGUUACACUUUCUGCAUCACUAUCUUCUCUUUGUGCAAAUUUCAAGCUUCUAUCUCAAUGAUCAGGGGUUCCGAAACUCUCCCAAAACUGCCUGUCAUAGGUUUAUCGUCAUGGGAAGACCUGAGGCCUGGUACAGAAACUUGGGAAUCAACUAAGAAGCAAGUAUGCCAGGCUCUUGAAGAGUAUGGCUGUUUUGUGAUCGAAAGCAGUCAAGUUUCUUUGGAUCUCCACAGUAAAAUCUACAGUUCAGUUGUGGAUUUGUUCGAUUUGCCAAAAGAACUCAAACAGCAGAAACCUGCUCAUCAGAUCGACCAUCCUCUCGGAAGAUCAAGCUCGUUUUGCCCUGAACAUGAGCGUGUAGACACUGAAAAUUUAACCACUUUGGAAGGAGCUCAGAGUUUCACCAAACUCAUGUGGCCCUCUGGAAAUGACAGAUUCUGUGAAAGUGCCCAUGAGAUGGCAAAGAUCAUGAAGAAAUUAGAUCUAACGAUUGUGAGAAUGGUUUUCCAAAACUACGGGGUAGAAAAAUACUAUGACUACUACGUUGAAUCAAUGAACCAUGUUAUUGGGUGCACCAGGUACAAAGAAUCCCAGAUGAACAACAGCUACUUGGGUCUUCUCUCCCACACUGACAAGUCAUUUUCAACCAUACUUCAUCAGAAUGGUGUUAAUGGCUUGGAGAUUCAAACAAAAGAUGGGCAGUGGAUUCUCUAUGAUCCCCCCUCCCAUUCAUCCUUCAUAUACCUUUCUUCUGAUGCCUUCAAGGCAUGGAGUAAUGGUAGAGUGCGUUCAUGUUGUCAUCGAGUGGUUGUGGAUGGAAACAAGACCAGGAUUUCGUUGGCGUCGACUGCAUUUCACAAAGGGCCAGCGCUGAGUGUUCCUGAUGAGCUAGUUGAUGCGGAACACCCUUUGCUAUACAAGCCAUUUAACCACCUUGAAUAUCGUAGAACGCAUAUUGAAUUAGCCUUGAAAAGAAUUGGCUACUCUAUCGAAGCUCACUGUGGUGUCUAAUAAACCCGAUUCUUCGUACAAUCUUGCGUAUAUAUUUGCUAUAUACUAUGUCUAUUUACUAAAUUAAACAAGUGAUGCAUGAGCAGGAUUACUACAAUCCUCCCCUUUUACUAAAUAAGUGUCAUAUCCUUAAAGACAGUGCUUUGCCUUAAUCAAUAUAGUGACUUAUGUAUGGAAUA